AUGGCCCUGGGUAAGAGACAAUCCCUGCUACGCGCUCUGGCGCCGUUCCGCGGCGGCGAGUGCGCGUGCUAUUCGCUCAAACCCGAUACCUCGUCACAAAUCGAGGGCGGAGCGGAAAACGCUGCCUUGUCUCGGUGCGCUCUGCUGAAGCUGGGAAGUCCAGCUGUGCCACACCGGGCUACCACUCGAAGCGGCCUAGUGUGUGGCUCGGGUGGCCCUUGCCGAGCUCGCCGGGCUCUCCACAACCAAGUCGCAAAAGAGUACGAGCCCAAAGGGAGCCUGAGACCUGGCAACACUCGACGGCUCUAG
Messenger RNA from Trematosphaeria pertusa, 309 nucleotides. RefSeq lists its product as uncharacterized. The transcript is spliced from 2 exons. The record is from RefSeq and is a predicted model, not a curated record. The coding region runs from base 1 to 309 and encodes 102 amino acids. NCBI's taxonomy places the organism in Eukaryota, Fungi, Ascomycota, Dothideomycetes, Pleosporales, Trematosphaeriaceae.